CGGGGCCGCGACGGCGCGGGGGGCGGGGCUCGUGGGGCCGAUGGACCGGGCCGCCCCGCGCCUGCUCCUGGCCCUCGGCCUCGCCAACUGAAUCAGUAACCCUGUCAGACAUACUGAGUAUACUGAGUCACUGGAAGAACUGUCCUGAGAAUACAAGGAACCAUACGAGAUGCCAUAUUUCUCUUCAUCACCUGAGGCGCCUUCACUUCAAAUAUCUUUUAAAAAAAACUGGAGAGAAACAGCAUGUGCAAGGUCAACAAACCAUUUUGCCUCACUAAAUACAUGCCUAUAAGCACACUGUAGGAAUGUGCACACAGCUGGAUCCCUACCAUGUAACUUACUAUGACCUCAGUUUACAGAUGGGCACCCUGAAGUUCAAUGUUGAGUGACUUAAUCAUAAUAACAAAGCUAGUGACUAGCAGGAUAAUGAAACUUUCCCUAAGAAAUUUUUUGAGAGUCAAAAUUUGAACCUUUGAAGCUCUGUGAUUUAUAUUAAAGCUACACAUUCAAAAUGAAAGCUAUAUUUGGACAAAAAGCAUUAAAACAGGUUGGAGAGAAUUGCAAUGGUUCUCAAGCAGGUCUAGCGAUCCUCCACUGUAUUGUGGCAGAUGGGAAUUCAACCAGAGGUCCUGAAAAGGAUGGCCUUCUCUGUGGAGAUCCUGGGGGAAACUGCGCAGGGGCCGCGACCACCGCGCGGUGGAGGCGGAGGGGCCACUUCGGGCCCUGCCCCCAGCGCUACGAGCACUACUGCCUCAAGGGGAGGUGUCGCUUCGUGGUGGCCGAGCAGACACCGUCCUGCGUCUGUGAUGAAGGCUAUACGGGGGCAAGAUGUGAGAGAGUUGACUUGUUUUACCUCAGAGGAGAUAGAGGGCAGAUUUUGGUGAUCUGUUUGAUAGCAGUUAUGGUCAUUUUUAUCAUUUUGGUGGUCGGUGUCUGCACAUGCUGUCAUCCACUGAGGAGGCGUCGUAAAAGAAGGAAGAAAGAAGAAGAAAUGGAAACUCUGGGUAAAGAUAUAACUCCAAUAAAUGAAGAUAUUCAAGAGACUAGUAUUGCUUAAUGACUAUGAAGUUACCUCCAGGCUAGUGGCAAGCUGCAAGAUGCCUGGCUUGUUUGAAAAUGGACAGAAUGUGUCUCAGGAAAAUAGCCAGGAGAAAUGAAUUUUAAAUAAUGUAUUUACUUUUUGUUUGUAAUGUUAGUUUGCAUUUUUUACUAUUUUUGUAAUGAUACUUAACUUUAUUAUUGUUUAGUAAUUGGGAAAAACCACUCAGUUCAGAAAUUUUAAUAAACUUCCACUAAAACUUCUGUCACCAGUCAAACAAAAAAGGAAGAUGAGGAGUUUAGGUUUUAGGAAUGGAAUUACUAGUAAAGCUACUUUUUAUCCAGCACUUUCCAUGGACUGAGAGCUUAAAGUAUAUCAUUUCCUUUAAUUCUUUUAAGAACCUAUGAGGUGGGCAGCCCCAGUGGCCAGCGGUUUAGCUCCACCUUCAGUCCAGGGCGUGAUCCUGGAGACCCCGGGAUCGAGUCCCACAUGGGGCUCUCUGCAUGGAGCCUGCUUCUCCCUCUGCCUCUCUCUCUCUCACUCUCUGUGUCUCUCAUGAAUAAAUAAAUAAAUAAAAUCUUUAAAAAAAAGAACCUAUGAGGUAUCUAUUGUGAUCCUCAUUUCCCAUAUAUGGGAACAGACACAAAGAAAUUAAAUAACAUAGCCCAGGUUUACAGAGUUAUCAAUUGGUGGGGCCAAGAUUGGAACCAAGAUUUACCCAAUUUCAGUUUGUGUUCUCAGCUAUCACUUUUGUUGAUCAGAUUGGGUGCAACCUAACUCACUAAUAUAACCCAAGACUUUAUACUAAACUAUAUUUUGCCAUGACUCUGAGAUUCUGGGGCUAUUUUCCUGCAGAAACUUAGAAUGGAGAGUCCUCACUCUGCGUUACUGUUACCAUCACAUUUUCUGGAGCAUUGACUUCUAUUAUGCUUCUUUGCUCCUUUAUAAAGUUUCCAUGGCAUGAAUAAAUUCCUACAUUAGUAAAUCAAACAGAUUUGCCCCCUAGCUAGGGUAAUGAAUAAAGAUGGGAUACAUGCCUGACAGUCUUUAGGGUCCACGUGUUUGUACUCACUAAUGAUACCACUGGGACCGGUUGUUUGUUCCAGGGCAAUGGUCAGUGACAGCAGAGCCCAGUCACACUGUUUGUGACCAUAUCCUUAUUUCUGUUCUUCCAAAAAGCAUUACCUGUGAUUGCUCUGAAGUGGAUGUUGUUGCAAGGAAAUCAUGACCAUAAGCAUCUAUCACUUGGGACCAGCCUGCCAAAUGUUCCUUCAACUCCAUUGCAUAUUUAAUAAAGACCCUUUUAAAACUGAAAGAGCUAAAUCUACAGUUAGCCAAUAUUCCACAGAAUAUGAAACUUUCUACAAUGACUAAUUUACAAAAACUGAUGGGCGAUGUCCCCAAAUUGCUGAACUUUUAUUGUGUGAUGUUAGCCAAGCAGUUUUUCUUUCCAGAAUCCUAGCAGAUUUUACUUUGCAGUGUAGACUUCACACAUGAAGUGAAGGGGAGAAUUCACACCAAAGGGAAGGUUGGACGUCACCUUCUAUCAUACAUCCUGUUUUGAGUGAGAAUGAGGCUGUGUUCGCAGAAAUAGCUCAAAUAUAUUAAGAGCUAAGCCAAACAACUAAUCAUCUCCCAAACCCAUUUUUCCUUCUGACUUAAUAGCCAUCCUUGAAACAGGAUUAUAUCCAGUGGAGUCAUGCUGCAUAUGCUUUAUUUUCAAAAGUCUUCUUCUGGGCUCAUUUAUGCCCUUGCUUUUUCUCAGUGCCCUUUGAUACCAAAGUGCUUGAAACAAAUGCUUGUUACAGCAUUUAAAAACAAAACACAAUGCUAUAAAUGUUUCGUCUUCCCUGAACUGAUGUUGGUUGACCAAUGGAAUCUCUCAAGCCAAUUCAGGCUUGGGGAUUUUGUUUUGAUCCUAAAAUGUAAAUCAUGUCUCUUAAAAUUUGAUGGGUCUGAUAUCAAGAAAGAACUUCAAAGAUUUUCAUGUCUUUUAAAAAUGUAUUUUAUAAUUGCCUUGCAUGAUCUAAAUGAUGUUGUUUAUGUAAACUGUCAACAUUAUCAUAUAAUAAAAUAAAUUUAUUUUUAAAACAAA
Messenger RNA from Canis lupus familiaris (dog), 3134 nucleotides. RefSeq names its product betacellulin (gene BTC). The transcript is spliced from 9 exons. Bases 512 to 1057 code for a protein of 181 amino acids. Gene Ontology annotation, biological process: positive regulation of cell population proliferation; positive regulation of mitotic nuclear division; epidermal growth factor receptor signaling pathway. NCBI's taxonomy places the organism in Eukaryota, Metazoa, Chordata, Mammalia, Carnivora, Canidae. The record is from RefSeq and is a predicted model, not a curated record.